ACAUGUGCACUUGGCGCGUCAGUGGGAACUUGAAAGUGGUGCAGCUUCACUUUAAACUGCUCAUUUGACAAUGCAGACAUUUGUGUCUACACAACUAUAUAGAUGGAUACUUUAAACGGUUAAAACAAAUGCAAAGCGCAACAACUAACGUUUCUGGAUGCAUGUUCAAUGCAACGUUAACUUGACGUGCACCGCUAAAAGCACAACAAUUAAUUCAUCAAUCGACAAUUGAUUCAUCGACGACUGUUUUAAUAACCGGCUAAUUGUUUUGAGACCUUGUUUAACUUGAAAUGAUCUCAUCUCAUCUGCAAUUUCUGCUGUCCUCCUCAAAUUUGCAAACAUCUGCUUUUACUUUGGAAAACGACAAUCGGCAUUUUUGUUACGGACCGAACCAGAACCUGAAACUUCAUCAAUGUAUGUUUGUUUGUUUGCUUGAAAUAAUGGCCUCUUUUUGAAUCAAGGGAUUUUUUUUCUCAAUCCGAUGAAUUGGAAAACAAAUCCACAGAGGACUCGAUUAUUAAUAGAAGCAGUUAUCUUCACAUGGAUUGUGUGCAAAGAACAUUUGUGCGUUCACAUGACCUGACUUGAGGCGCUCCGUCAAGUCCCAGCGGCGACCGGAAAUAGAAGUUUGAUCCACUUCCUGUGACGUCAGAAGAGCAGCGUGACGUAAUCAUUUCGAGUGAUAUUCGGCGGCAAUCGCCUCUCAGCUUCUUGUGUGACGUCACGGCGCCGCCUUCAACCCGUUUUUAGCCUAACCCGAUGAUAAACGUCACCGUUACGGAAUGACUUCGCUGUUGACCUAACCAGUCGUCAAUCAGCACAAUUGACUGGGAAGUCGAUAUUUCACAUAUUGCACAAACGACAAAGUCAGUUUCUUCAAAAACGCAGUGCAACAUAGAUCAACCAUAAAUGUGACAGUUUAAAAAAUUAGAUACACAUUCAACCAACCACUGGUAACACAAAUGCAGAAAUUAAUAUAAUAAGGCCGUAAAUUCUCGCAAUAGUUCAACAUUGCGUGGCGCAAAGCAUUCUGGGAACCGCGCGGCUUGGCGUCACUUCUGCUCACCCGAGCAGGAGCUUUCAUUUUUCGCACUUCGCCGUCGUCCUUGCACAACUACAUUUUUGAUUUGAUGUUUUUGAAAUUCAUGUGUUUGUUAAACGGCCAACAAUCGGUUUCUAAAUUGCCCGUAGGUGCGAACGGUUGUUCGUUUCGAUGUGCCCUGCGAUUGGCUGGCGACCAGUUCAUGCCUCUCGCCCAAAGUCGGCUGGGCUCGGCACUCGAUCAAAGCAUUUUAUUUACCGACAUUCUUUUUCUGUCUGGGCUGAAAAAUGGAGAAUUUCCCCUCCAGAAUGUGGUGAUGCUAAGCUAACGCGCUAGGUGAGCCUUGGGUGUCAACAUGCCGACAGACAUGGCGGCGCCGCCGCUCUUCCUGUCCCAGGAGGACUUUGCGUACCGGCCCGGCCCCAAAGCCCGGAGCCCCGCCACCUGCCGCCGUGAAGCCAGGAAGACCAAGAAGCGGGUGACCUUCGCGGACCACCGAGGUCUGCCCCUCGCCAGGGUCAAGGUUUUCUCCCAGUUCAAGGACGCCAUCCGCAUUCCCGCCGGCAUCCGCCUCCAGCCGGCCGACCGGGGAGACGACGACGACGACGAAGAGCUGAUCCUGGACUUCGCCCAGCCGGCGUCCGACGGCGUGAUGUUCCGCCAGAGUCUGGACAGGACGUGCGUGUGCCUGGAGAACUGCGUGCUGAAGGAGCGGAUCCUGGCGGGAACCGUCAAGGUCAAGAACUUGUCCUUUGAGAAGCGCGUGCGGCUGCGUGUCACCUUCGACUCGUGGGAGAGCCACUCGGACGUGGACUGCGCCUACGUCGAGGACUCGUACCUGAGCGCGUACGGCGACACCUUCUCCUUCCGCCUCGCCUUGCCGCGGCCGCUCGAACCCCGGCGGCGCGUGGAGUUCGCCGUCUGCUACCAGGCGGCCGGCGCAGAGUACUGGGACAGCAACCGCGGACGCAAUUACCGCAUCCUCCGGGCCAAGGACGAUCGCGCCGGCCCGUUCCGCUCUGGCGUUCGCUCGGACGCCUUUGGCGGCCUAGCCUGCGGGCACGGGAUCCUCCCCGAGUGGGCCGGCUACGCCGACUACAAGAACGUCGGCCCUUACUACUGAAGGGGGCGCAACCCCACCGGCGGGUUGCGGGUUCGCCCAGGUUCUUUUUGCCGUGAAGAACAAAUGCUGAUGACACCAAAUGUUGCUUGUCAUCUGGUAUCAUCUGGUGUUUUAAAAGAAAAAAAAAAGUUUAAUAUUUUAAAUGCAUGAAAGAAUGAAAGCCUUAUUCAUAAUCUAAGACUUUAAGAUCUUUUAAGUGUUGUGACAGCCAGGAUUGUCCACUAUUUUUGUUGUUCUUCUGAUUUCUUUUAUUUUAUGAAAAUAAACAUUUUGAACUUGU
This is a messenger RNA of Phyllopteryx taeniolatus (common seadragon), 2445 nucleotides long. RefSeq names its product protein phosphatase 1 regulatory subunit 3B-like. Gene Ontology annotation, cellular component: protein phosphatase type 1 complex. The transcript is spliced from 2 exons. The record is from RefSeq and is a predicted model, not a curated record. NCBI's taxonomy places the organism in Eukaryota, Metazoa, Chordata, Actinopteri, Syngnathiformes, Syngnathidae. The coding region runs from base 1398 to 2165 and encodes 255 amino acids. Gene Ontology annotation, molecular function: glycogen binding; protein phosphatase 1 binding. Gene Ontology annotation, biological process: regulation of glycogen biosynthetic process.